Messenger RNA from Cheilinus undulatus (humphead wrasse), 1911 nucleotides. It is a transcript of the gene tmem255a, whose product is annotated as transmembrane protein 255A. The transcript is spliced from 10 exons. The record is from RefSeq and is a predicted model, not a curated record. Bases 250 to 1299 code for a protein of 349 amino acids. Lineage: Eukaryota; Metazoa; Chordata; Actinopteri; Labriformes; Labridae.
GCGAGGACAGAGACCGACUGACGCGUCAACAGCCACGGGGAUGUAAAUGAGACGGCUCGGGCUCUGCGUGGAGGACGGACCGCUGUUGUCAGAGAAUGCAACACCAAGCGAACACGCCGUCUGCGUUAGCUCACUGUCCACGGUUAUUAGCUCCAGAGUUUAAACCGCAUUUCAUUGAGUCGUGAUUGUUUUGUUUAGUGCACUGUUAGAGGAUUGAAAGAGGACUGCGUGAGACAUCCUCCAGCCAGCAUGCCUCCUCCUCAGAGCCUCCAAUCCAGCGGACUGACCCUCUCGGAAACAAGCAUGGGUAUGUGUGAACAAGGUUCCUUUAAAAGGAGGAAGAGGAAAUCCAUAAUCGUGACGGUGUUGCUUCUCAUUGUAUCAGUGCUCAUCCUCAUCUUUGGCCUGGCGGCGACGACCAGGACGCAGAACAUCACUGUGGGCGGCUACUACCCAGGAGUCAUUCUGGGCUUUGGCUCCUUUCUGGGAAUUAUCGGCGCUCAUUUGAUAGAAAACAAGAGGCAGAUGUUGGUGGCAUCUAUCGUCUUCAUCAGUUUCGGAGUGGUGGCCGCCUUCUGCUGUGCUAUUGUCGACGGUGUCUUUGCAGCGAGGCACAUCGACCUCAGGCCUCUGUACGCAGGCCGCUGUGAGUAUCACUCCAGUGAGACCGCAUCUGACCGAGAUGUGCCAUGUCACACAUCAUCACGCUCACCCUGCAACCUGCGUGUGAAGAGCAACACGUGCUACUGCUGUGACCUCUACAACUGUGGGAAAGAGCAUCCUCUUAUGGGACUUCAGAAUAAAGAUCUUUUGAAAAAGUUUAGGAAAUCAUCCAUGAUUUGGAACCGAGUAGAGGUGAUUGGAGGCUACCAUGAGUACACGGACGUGCAGAGCUGCCAGGACGUGGUGCAUCUUUACCACCUGUUGUGGUCCGCUACCAUCCUCAACAUCGUGGCGCUCUUCCUGGGCAUCAUCACUGCUGCAGUGCUGGGAGGCUUCAAAGACAUGACUCCCUCUACAGCCUCAGAGAGCUCGUCUGAACCAGAGGCCAUCACAGCUCCUGUCCCCUCUGAGCCUCCCCCUCCCUCCUCCUCCAUGAACUCCUAUUAUAACACUGCCCCCUGUCUGCCGCCGUACUCCGCCUACGACAUGCAGGGCUCCUACACCUUCCCUGACUCCUCAGGUCUAUCAGAUGACUCCCAGUCUGGAGCCAGUCACCUGUGGCCCACAAUGAUCCCUCCACGCUACUCUCCUCCUCACAACCAUCCUGAUGAAAAGCCUCCACCAUACAGCCCCUAACAUGGCUUCCAACACAGAGAGCACGUCCCACCAGGCAGGAGGUUUUAGAUGGAAGAGUUUGGAUGGACAUAUCCUUCUCAUGGCUGCCAAGGACUGAGUGUAAGAGGAUGGACACAAAGCAUGCCAGCGUAGAGAUCAGCCCAACACGAUAAAAUGUGUUUGUCUGAGCACCAGGUACACUCACAUCUGCACGUUUUGUGUGUAUGCGUGCAUAAACACAUCAAAGGAGAUACUGAGACAGCAGGUUUAAAGCCAGACUGUUUACACAUCUGCCUUAAUGCAAAAUGGACUUUCAGUGCUGCAGCUCUCUGUCAGCUGGACUAUUCAGUACAAGGUCAAAAACUCUCAUGCAGCUCAUGCUUUUUGUUACCCUCAAUUUCUUAAGUAAAUGCCUCCCACUGCAGGUGAUACAGGUGAUAAAUCCUCACCGUUUCUCCUCGAGGACAUGGACUCAUUAUCAGAGCUGAGAACCUUUAGAGAGUCAGCUGCAAGCUUCUUGAAUCUGAAUCAGCUAGAUGAUUAAUACUAUAGAGUCGUAGGUCCAAGCAGUUGUUUCUUCAGCAGUAUUAAUGUGCAUACUUAAAGAGUAACUUAACCCCAGGGUUUCAGCUG